GCUGCAGGUAUCUGGUGGCGAGGGCUGCUGGCCCACCAUUUACGUGUGUGCAGGCACGCCGGGCCCCCGAAGAGCUAGUCGCCCCGCUGCCCAGUCCGAUCCCCGAGAAGACUUACCUCCUCCGCUCGGCUGAACACCGGCCGCCUCCUGUGAUUACGGUCCCUUGAUGCCUAAUUGUCCUUGACGUCUCCUGGAGUGUGAGAGGCCCCCUGUAGCAACACCGGGGCGAUGGGUGACAACUUUGCCCCGAGUUUCACCAAGAAGCCCAAACUCCGCCAGGAGGAUGACGGGAACAAACUCAUUUUCGACUGCCAGCUCUCUGCCAACCCGAAACCCGAAAUUGCGUGGUUCCGGGGCGAGGAGCAGGUGCGUGAGAGCUCGAGGAUCACUAUUACCUUGAGGUCGGGAGCGAAGAAUACCCACGAUGUCCAGCUGAUUCUCGACGAUGUGGAGGAGGAGGACGCCGGCCUCUACAAAGUCAAGGCCAAGAACAAGUACGGCGAAGUCUCUGCCUCCAUCAACCUCAACUUCAGUCCCGUAGAGGAGCCGCCAGAAAGACAAAUUGACGGUCUGGCGCCAACCUUCGCUAAGAAACCCGUGAUCAAGCAAGAGGAUGGAGGGAAGCACAUCAAGUUCGAAUGCCGCGUUAUUGCUGAUCCUCAACCGACCAUCACCUGGUACCGAGAUGGAGUCAAGGUGCAAGAGUCCGCCCGGUGCAAGGUGAUCAUCGAGAAGGAUGAGAAGUCAUACUACGUAACGAUGCCGCUGAUGAACGUGACUGUGGAAGACGCCGGCAAGUACAAAGUGACGGCCAAGAACGAACUCGGGGAGAGCAGCGCCUCCAUUAGUCUGAACUUUGACAGUUCCUUUAUGAUGCUCACAGCUGAUGAUACGACAUUGCCCAAGAAGGACGGAGUGAAACCCACCUUUACGGAGCGCCCCAGCAUUAGACAGAGCGAUGACGGCAACAGCGUGAUAUUCUCUUGCAAAUGUGUUGGUGAUCCUCCUCCGACGGUUGUGUGGGAAUUCAAGGGGAAGAAGGUGCGUGAGGAUUCCCGCCACGUGAUGAAGGUGGAGAAGGACGGCAAGGUCAACUACCUGGUGUCCAUGACCAUCACGUCUGUUACCAACGCGGACGAGGGCGAGUACAAGGCCAUCGCUAGCAACAAGAUCGGUGAGGGCGUGGCCACAAUGAACCUUAACUUUGAGGGCAAGACUGAGGAUGAUAAGCCCAAGGUACCGGACGCAAGAGCCCCUCGGUUCCCCAAGAAGCCAGUAAUCCGUCAGGAGGGAGACAAGUUGGUCAUGGAGUGUGUGCUGGAGGCGAACCCGGAGCCUGAGAUCACCUGGUUCAAGGGCACGGAGACCAUCAAGGAGCAGGGUCGUAUUUCCAUGUACAAGAAGAUCUGUGAGCGCGACACGUACAUAGUGUCUAUAGUCAUCUCUAAGCCGGAGGCGUCGGAUGGCGGCCAGUGGAGGUGCAAUGCCUUCAACCCACACGGAGACUCGAACGCAAACAUUUCGCUGAACUUCGAGAAGGGCAAGAUCGUACCGGAAGGAUUCGCUCCCACCUUCCUGGACAAACCCUCAAUCAUCCCUAACGAAACGGGCACUAUGAUCACCAUGAAGGUUCGUUGUAAGGCCAAGCCACAGCCCACAGUGGAGUGGUUCAAGAACGGCGAGCUGGUGAUCGCAGGAAAGCGUCUGGUCGUGAGGGAACACAAAGUCAGCUCCGAGAUGUUUGAGUACUCGUGUAUCGUGAAGGACCCGUGUGCCGAUGACGCCGGGAAGUACAAGUGCAUAGCGAUGAACCACUUCGGGGAGGCCACCGCCAACGUGAAUCUGAACAUCGAGGCCGAGCCGGAGCCGAAGGGCCAGGCGCCGGUGUUCGUGGAGAAGCCAACCAUCAAGUUCGAGGAGAAGGCGGGACGAGUGUUGAUGGAGGCGCUGGUGCGCGCUGACCCCAAGCCCACCUCCACCUGGAGCAAGAACGGCAAGCAGCUGGACGCCUCGCGGGUCACUGCCACCGUCACGCUCGAGAAGGAGGAGCUGUACCGCAUCCGUCUGGUCCUGCGGAAGCCACAGCCGACUGAUGGAGGCGUGUACAAGUGUAACAUUAAGAACGAAUUUGGGGAACUCAACGCCAACCUCAACCUCAACAUUGAAGUGGCGCCCACCAUCAAGAGGCAGCCCAAGGUGAUCUCCAUCAUUAACCGGCGUGUCCUGAUCGAGUGCGUCAUCAUGUCCACCUCCAAGCCCGCCUGCAACUGGUUCAGGGACACCACCAAGGUCAAACUGGACACCCGCCACUGCAUCAACAUCAACGAGGAGAGUGAGGGCAAGUACGUGGUGCAGAUGGAGAUGAUCAGGGCGGAGAGGACUGACUGCGGUAGCUACAAACUCGUGGCCAAGAACGAGAAGGGAGAGACAACAUCCAACACGGUGGAGCUCACGGAGAUUAUGCUGGAAGAGGAGGAGGAGGAGGAGGAGGAGGAAGAAGAAGAGGAAGAAAGCGAUGAAACUGUAAUGGAAAAGAAAGAGGAGGAGGAAGAAUCAGAGGAAGAUGUUUCAAUGGAAGAAACGGAAGAUGAAAAGACGAAAAAGAAGAAAGAGGAAGAGAAAAAGAAAUUAGAGGAAAAGAAGAAGGAAGAAGAGAAAAAGAAGAAGGAAGAGGAGAAAAAGAAACAGGAAGAGAAAAAGAAACAGGAGGAAGAGAAAAAGAAAGUAGAAGAGAAGAAGAAACAAGAAGAAAAGAAGAAACAGGAAGAAGAGAAAAAGAAAAUCGAGGAAAAGAAGAAAGUAGAGGAGAAGAAGAAACAGGAGGAAGAAAAGAAGAAAGUAGAGGAGAAGAAGAAACAGGAGGAAGAAAAGAAGAAAGUAGAGGAGAAAAAGAAACAAGAGGAAGAAAAGAAGAAAGUAGAGGAGAAAAAGAAACAAGAGGAAGAAAAGAAGAAAGUAGAGGAGAAAAAGAAACAAGAGGAAGAAAAGAAGAAAGUAGAGGAGAAAAAGAAAAUAGAAGAGAAAAAGAAGCAGGAGGAAGAGAAGAAGAAAGUAGUAGAGAAGAAAAAGAUUGAGGAGGAGAAGAAGAAAGUAGAAGAGAAAAAGAAAAUCGAAGAGAAGAAAAAGGUAGAGGAAGAGAAGAAGAAAGUAGAGGAAAAGAAAAAGGUAGAGGAAGAGAAGAAGAAAGUGGAAGAGAAGAAAAAGGUAGAGGAAGAGAAGAAGAAAGUGGAAGAGAAGAAAAAGGUAGAGGAAGAGAAGAAGAAAGUGGAAGAGAAGAAAAAGGUAGAGGAAGAGAAGAAGAAAGUAGAAGAGAAGAAAAAAGUAGAGGAAAAGAAGAAGGUUGAGGAGGAAAAGAAAAAGGUAGAGGAAAAGAAGAAGAUUGAGGAGGAAAAGAAGAAAGUAGAAGAGAAGAGGAAGACCAGCCUCACCACGAAGAAGCGCGUAGAGGAGGAAGAAACGGUAACUGAAACUAAGGAGGAAGAGGAGAAGAAGGAUCGAAAGACAAAGGACUCCAAGAUACGCAUGGAGGAGGAAAUAAUAGAGGAGAGAGUGGAAAAGAAAGACGAACCCGCUGAGAAACGAAAGAUAAGUAAAACUGAGGAGAAGAAAGAGACCAUUGAGGAGAAGAGAAAGGAGGAUGCAAAGAGGAAGACAUCGAAGGUAGAGGAAAAGGUAGAGGAGAAAAAGGUAGAAGAGACUAAGGCUAAACCAGAGCCUCAAAAGAAACCCGAGGAACCGAAGAAGAAAACCUCAGUCACGGAGAAGAAAGAGACAGUUGAGGAAAAGAAAACGGGUGCCAAGACGAAGGAACCUGAGCCGAAGACAGAGCCCGCAAGAAAACCCUCGAAAGUAAUGGAUGACGACGCCCCGCCAGAGAAGCCCAAGCUCAAGGUACCAACCUCACCCACCCGGACAUACGAGGAGCCCCAGGAUGAUUCUGACAACGAGCCUGUGGACAUCAUGGCGGACCUUCUAAGUGAGUUCAUCACCGGGAAGAAGAAGCAACACAAACCCUCGCAUCCUCGAAAGAGAGAAGAGGUAAAAGUGGAGCCACCAAAGCCUAAGAAACCUGUUGAAGAGCCGAAACCGGAGCCUAAGAAACCUGAAGAACAAAAACCAGAGCCUAAGAAACCUGAGGAGAAGAAACCUACCGAAGAAGUGAAACCAGAGCCUAAGAAACCUGAAGAGGCGAAACCAGAGCCUAAGAAACCUGUUGAAGAAAAGAAACCGGAGGCUAAGAAACCUGCCGAAGAAGCGAAACCAGAGCCUAAGAAACCUGAAGAGGCUAAACUGGAGGCUAAGAAACCUGCUGAGGAGUCGAAACCGGAGCCGUCAAAGGCCGCCAAAGACAGGAAAGAAUCCACAACAUCUGUCAAGGGUAAGGACAAGGAUGACUCGAAGCCUGUCCAUGGCGAGGCGACCCUGAAGCCCCCACAGGAUAAGAAGCCUAAAGACGAGGAGCCUUACGCGGAGUUCACUGGGGUAGCGCAUCAGGAGCCGAUCCAGAAGAAGAAGUCACAGGUGGAGGCAGAGAAGGAUAUUCCCGCAAAGGUUCAUGGAGAGGCGACCUUGAAACCACCACAGGAUAAGAAGCCCAAAGACGAAGAGCCUCACGCGGAGUUCACUGGGGUAGCGCAUCAGGAGCCGAUCCAGAAGAAAAAGUCGCAGGUCGAGGCCGAGAAAACCAUUCCUGCAAAAGUUCAUGGAGAGGCGACUCUGAAACCGCCACAGGAUAAGAAGCCUAAAGAUGAAGAGCCCCACGCGGAAUUCACGGGCAAAGAGCACCAGGAACCCGUGGGGAGGAAAAAGUCGCAGGUCGAGGCUGAGAAAACCAUUCCCGCAAAGGUUCACGCGGAGGCGACCCUGAAACCGCCACAGGAGAAGAAGCCUAAGGGUGAGGAGCAGCACGCGGAGUUCACGGGGAAGGAGCAUCAGGAACCACCCAAGAAGAAGACAUCGCAGGUGGAGGCGAAGGGAACGGUGAAGACUCCAGCGCCGGGGAAGAAGCAACUGGAGGAGACGACCGAAGAUCAGACCUUUACUCUUCGUCCUCCUCCACACGAACCAAGCCCUGAUGAGGACGAGGGGCAGAGUUCUAGUGAGGAUGAGGAAGAUGAGGAAGAUGAGGAGGAUAUUUGGGCCACCCUCAGACAGUGGAAACCGAAAAUUGUGGAGCCCAAGCCUUCGGAUGCCCCCAAGAUCGAAGUCAGCAAGGAGAGGACUCCAGAGCGACGGGGCUCGACGGCUGCAGGCUCGGGACCCCCCAGCAGAAGAGGAUCACUUAUUCCACCUGAGGAUGGAGCAGGAGGACGCAGACCCUCUCUCAUCAUUGCAGACGAGGCGGCCCGCUCGAGGUUGCGUCCCGGCGAGGAAGUAGUGGAGUCAAGGCGCCGGCGUCCAAGCCAAGACGUCAGGCGACCCUCCAUGCAGGACGACGAGAAGAUGGACAAGCCGAGCACUCCAUUGAAGGCGAGAGGCGGCCCUGCUCCUGCCAUCGUGGACGUGCAGCAGAAAUACACAGCCGUUGAGGACCAGAACGGUUACAUUGAUCUGGUGGUGGAGGGUGAGCCUCCCUUUAAGAUUAAGUUCUUGAAGGGCGGCAUCACUGAGAUCGUGGAGGGCGGCCGCUACAAGAUCCACACUGAGGGCGAGACCAACACUGUCACCCUCUGCAUCAGGAAGACCAAGCCCAACGAUGAGGGUCGCUACUCCGUCAAUGUCACCAACGCCCACGGUGAAGACUCCGCCGAGAUGGACUUCUACGUGUCUGACGCUAGCGGUAUGGACUUCCGUGCCAUGCUGAAGAAGAAGAAAUACGCGAAGUGGAAGAGGGACAACGAGGAUCCUGACUGGGGUGAGCUGAAGGAGGCGGAGAAGGAAAUUAAGCCUCAGCUCCGCAAAGUCGAACGGGAACGCUCACCCAGACUUAAGCCAGGCGACCCGGGAAGCCGCAAGCCAUCCUUGUCUGAGAUUAUUCCGGACUGGCCCACCCUACAUGCUGUCAAACGUACAAGGAAGCAGGAGUCGUGGAUCAAGCCCCUGGUGGAUCUGACGGUGAAGGAAGGCAAGGAGAAGAUGGCUAAGUUCGAGGGUGAAUUCUCCAAGAAGGAAUCUAAGCCUAAGUGGUUCUUCAAGAAGGAUGAGCUCUUCCCAGGCUCAAAGUACAAGUUCAAGUCUGAGGUUGGCGUGCACUCCCUCAUCAUCAGCAAGCCCACGGUGGAGGACAUGGGUCGCUAUUCCGUGGAGUGCAUGGGUAUUUCUUGCUCCGCCAUCCUCACCGUCCAGGAGCCUGACCCUGAUUACAAGUUCGUGCGGCCGCUGCCAAAGAAGACCAGCUGCUACACCACCAAGGAGGCCACUCUGGAGGCGCAGGUCAACUCCCACAAGGCCAUCGUGCACUGGUACUACGGGGACACCAAGAUCGAGGACAACGAGAAGUACGAGACCUACAAGGACAUGACGGGCACGGUGCGCCUCACCAUCAAGAAGGCCAGCAAGAAGGACAAGGGCAAGUACACCGCCAAGAUCUUCCGCUGCGAAAAGGAAGUGUCGGAAACAACCCUCAGUGUCGUCGACCAGCCCUUCAAGUUCACGAAGACGCUCAAGUCAAGGACGGUCACUGAGAACCACAAGGUCGUGCUGGAGUGUGAAGUGGACGAGGCUGAGGCGCCCGUCGAGUGGUUCUACGGCGACAAGAAGCUCACGCCGGAUACCAAAGGAUCUCAAGGUUCCUCGUACAUCCGCACAGGCGCUCAGAGCAUCAAGAUCAUGAAGGACGGCAGGAAGAGGCAGCUGGUGUUCAAGAGUAUCGCCAUGGAGGAUGCUGGCAACUACACCUGCAGAACUAACGCUGAUGAGACCGCCUGCGAAACCAUUGUGCAGUUCGAAAACAAGUUCAAGAAGCCGCUGCAGGACCAGAUGACUUACGAGAGGCAGCCCGCGACCUUCGAAGUGGAGCUGGUGGACCCCGACGCGCCCCUCACAUGGUUCAUCAAGGGCGAGGAGGUGAAACCCGGUGACAACUUUGAGAUCGUGAAGAACGGCGCCGUGCACAAGCUGAUCAUCAAGGAGGCAGCUAUGGACCACGAGGGAGAGAUCAAGGCUGUGUGCGGGAACUUGGAGACCUCUUGCCAGCUGAGUGUGGGCGAAGGAGAGAAGCCCCCGAGCAUCAAGCCUGAGGAACCCAUCGAGGGCCCCGUCAGCAAGCCUUUGACCUUCGAUGUUCCCUACACCAUCCCCGGCGUCAGGAUCUCCAAGGUGGACGCCAAGCUCCUGAAGGACGGCAAGCCCAUGAGCCCGAAGGAGGUGGAGAUCAAGGUGAUGGACAAGAAGGUCGUGUACACCAUCAAGAAGCCGAGCCGUGACCAGACCGGAAAGUACACAAUCAAGAUGUCCAACAAGGCAGGCUCCAGCACCAAGGACGUCAAGAUCAACAUGCAGGAUAAGCCAAGUCCCCCAACUAACUUCGAGGUGUCAGAAAUCUUCUCCACCUCCUGCGUGCUGACUUUCGCGCCGCCCAAGGAUGACGGCGGCCUUCCUUUGACCUACUACACCAUCGAGAGGCAGGACUUCGCCGUCAAGGCAUCGCAUCCGAGAAUCUGGGAAAGAACAGGCGGAUGGUCGCAAGUGGCUGAGAUUCCGGCAGACGAGCCUCUCAGGUUUAAAUGCGAGGACCUCGAGAACAAGAAGCAGUACAAGUUCAAGAUCACUGUGAGCAACAAACUUGGCGCCUCUGACCCCAACGUGCAUCCCAAGGUCAUCUUAGCUAAGGAUCCCUGGGAUGAGCCCGGCAAGAUCCUGCACGUGGAGGUCACUGACUGGGGUCCUGACCACGCUGACCUGCGCUGGUCCCGUCCUGAGAGCGAUGGCGGCGCCCCCAUCACUGGCUACGUCAUUGAGUACAGGACACGCGCCAUGCCCAAAGGCGGAGAUGUGGACCGAUUCUCCGACUGGGCCAUGGGUCACGAGAUCCAAGGAGACGUGCUGGAGGGCACCAUCCCCGGCCUGAAGGAGGGUAACCAAUACGAGUUCAGGAUCAGGGCUGUCAACAAGGCAGGUCCUGGUGAGCCGUCCGACCCCACCAAGCCCAUCCAGGCCAAACACCGCUUCGUGAAGCCAUACGUGAUCAACAAGGAGGAGUUCAGGAACAUUGUGAUCAAGAAGACACAACUGUUCAAGCUGGACGUGCGCUAUGCCGGCGAGCCUGAGCCCACCGUCAUCUGGAAGAAGGAUGACAAAGAGAUCCUGCCCGACGAGGAGGAGAGGCUCGGCGACCCAUACAACUGCCGCAGGAUCACCAUUGAGCAGUUUGAGAGGAACACAGUGCUCACCCUGAGGAAGGGCGUGAGGCAGGACACUGGCAAGUACAAGCUGUGUCUCGUCAACUCCGUGGGCGAGUGCGAGGAGGAGGCUGAUGUGGUGAUCCUGGGCAAACCCAUGCGCCCUGAGGGUCCUCUCUUCCCUGAGGAGAUUCGCGCUGACCACGUGAAGCUCAAGUGGAAGAAACCCAAGGAUGAUGGAGGCCUGCCCAUUGAAGGCUACGUCAUUGAGAAGAUGGACCUCGACACGGGUGCUUGGGUGCCCGCAGGAGAGAUCGGUCCUGACAAGCAGGAGUUCACUGUUGAUGGCCUCACACCCAAGAAGAAAUACAAGUUCCGUGUGAAGGCCGUCAACAAGGAGGGAGAGUCUGAGCCUCUGGAGAACGACGAGCCCAUCUUGGCUCGUAACCCUUACGAUGAGCCAGGUCGUCCUGGCAAACCCGAAAUCAUCGACUACGAUAACACGAUGGUGGUGCUGCGCUGGACACCCCCGGAGAAGGACGGCGGCCGCCCCAUCACCCACUACCACGUUGAGAUGAAGGACAAGCACUCCUUGGAAUGGAAGGAAGUUGUGCAGACCAAGGACACCAACUGUGAGGCACAGGUGCCCGGCCUAAAGGAGGGAACCAUCUACAGCUUCCGAGUGCGUGCUGCUAACAAGGCUGGUGUUGGUGAGGCCUCAGAACCCACUGACAACCACAAGUGCAAACAUAAGAACUUGAAGCCUCGCAUUGACCGCACCAACUUCAAGUCUGUGACCAUCAAGGUAGGACGCAGCCACAAGUGGGCAGUGGACUACAUUGGUGAGCCAGACCCAGAAGUGGAGUGGAUCUUCAAGGAGAGUGUGGUGUCCUCCUCUGACCGCAUCAACAUUGAGAACACCGACCAUCACACUGAGUUCUCCGUCACCAACGCCAAGAGGAAGGAUGCUGGACUGUACACUCUCAAGAUAGAGAACCGCAAUGGCAAGGACACAGAGACCGUGGAGCUAGUGGUGCUGGGCAAACCAGCCAAAUGCCAAGGCCCUCUUGAUGUGUCCAACAUUCAUGACACUGGCUGUACCCUCAAGUGGGAGGAGCCAAAGGAUGACGGUGGCCUGCCCAUCAAGGAGUACGAGGUUGAGAAGAUGGAUCUGGCAACUGGCAAGUGGAUCCGAUGUGGCAAGUGCCCCGGUGCUGUGGUUCCUCCCUUCUUCAACGUGGAGGGACUUGAGCCAGGCCACCAGUACAAGUUCCGAGUCACUGCCGUCAACGAUGAGGGUGACUCAGAGCCCCUGGAGGCUGACCAAGCCAUCCUUGCCAAGAAUCCCUUCGAUGUCCCCAAGGCUCCUGGCCGUCCAGAGAUCAUCGACUAUGACAACAAGUCUGUUGACCUGAAGUGGACCGUGCCUGAGUCUGAUGGCGGUGCACCAAUCAUGAAGUACAUUGUGCAGAAGAAGGACAGGUACAUGCCUGACUGGGAGGCUGCUGCCGAGGUGAAGCAGGAUGUUACCAAGCCGCUCAAACCCGGCGACACUGUGGAGACCAAGGUGGGCGGCCUCAAGCACCGCGCUGAGUACCAGUUCAGGGUGGUUGCUGUCAACAAGGCUGGAAACUCACCUGAAUCAGAGGCCACAGACUACCACCUGGUGAAACAUCGUGCCCUCAAGCCUCGCAUCGACCGCACUAACCUCAAGCAGAUCACAAUCAAGGCUGGACGCAAUGUGAAGCUUGACGUCAACGUAGAGGGAGAGCCUGCGCCAACCAUUCAGUGGAUUUUCCAGGAGAAGGAGGUGCAGGAGACCAAUGUGGAGAUCGUCAAUGUGGACUACAACACCAAGUUCAACAUUAUUGACGCCAAGAGGAAGCAGAGUGGAACUUACAAGAUCAUCGCCACCAACCAGCACGGCAAAGACGAGGCUGAGGUGGAGAUCGUCAUCCUCUCUGGCCCUUCAAAGCCUAAAGGUCCUCUCAAGGUUUCUAAUGUCACCAAGAAGAGCUGCAAACUCAAGUGGGAGAAGCCUGAUGACGAUGGUGGCCUUCCCAUCAAGGAGUACCUGGUGGAGAAACAGGACCCCAUCACUGGCCGCUGGGUUCCCGUCGGCAGGACCAAGGACACCAACAUGGACGUCCCUGGGCUGCAGGAGGGCAAGGAAUACAUGUUCCGCGUGAAGGCUGUCAAUGAUGAGGGAGAAUCUGAGCCCCUUGAGACCGACCACGCUGUCCUGGCUAAGGAUCCCUACAGUAUCCCAGGCAAACCAGGCACUCCAGACAUUGUGGACUGGGAUGUGGAUCGUGUUGACCUUAAGUGGGAGCCUCCUAAGGACACUGGCGGUGCCCCCAUCACCAAAUACAUCAUUGAGAAGAAGGAACGCUAUGGAUCUUGGGAGCCUAUCCAUGAAUCAGAGGGCCCCAAGACAGAGUGCAGAGUGCCUGGCCUGAAGGAGGGCAACACCUACCAGUUUCGUGUGGUGGCCGUCAACAAGGCUGGUCCUGGCGAGCCUUCUGACUCCACCAAACCUCACGUAGCCAAGGCCAGAUUCCUCAAGCCUCACAUCAACCGUGACAAGCUGAAGAAGAUUGUCGUUCGUGCCUCCAAGAAGAUUCACUUGGAGGUUGACGUUAAGGGUGAACCUCCUCCAGAGAUCACAUGGAGCCUGAAGAACAAGAAGGUGGAGACUGGUGGAAACUACAUCAUACAGGGUGAAGACUACCUCACCAAGAUCACCAUCAAUGACUGUGAGAGGCGCCACACCGGCAUCUACAAGAUCCAUGCCAAGAACGACUCAGGCACUGAUGAGGCUGACCUGGAGAUUGUAGUGCUGGACCGCCCCGGCAGGCCUGAGGGUCCCCUGGAGGUGUCUGACGUGCACAAAGAAGGGUGCAAGCUCAAGUGGGAGAAGCCCAAGGAUGAUGGUGGCCUUCCCAUUGACGGCUAUGUGGUGGAGAAGAUGGACGUCACCACAGGCCGUUGGGUGCCAUGUGGCCGCACUGAUGGGGACAACCCAGAGCUGGAGGUGACUGGCCUGGAGCCAGGACACAAGUAUGAGUUCCGUGUGAAGGCUGUCAAUGAUGAGGGCGAGUCUGACCCUCUGGAUAGCGACCGUGCCAUCCUCGCCAAGGAUCCAUUCGACAAGCCUGGACCUCCUGGGUUGCCUGAGAUUGUGGACUUUGAUGAGAACUCUGUGAAGCUCAAAUGGGACCCACCAAUCAGGGAUGGCGGCGCUCCCAUCACCGGCUACGUGCUGGAGAUGAAGCCCAAGGAUGGUGACAAAUUUGAGGAGGUGGGCAAGAUCAAGGGCAACACCUGCGAGGGCCCCAUCAAUGGCCUGAAGGAGGGUGAGAAAUAUGAGUUCCGUGUCAGAGCCGUCAACAAGGCUGGUGUCGGUGAUCCCUCAGACUCCACCCUUCCACACACUGCCCGCGCCCGCUACCGCAAGCCGCGCAUUGACCGCACCAAUGUCAAGGACAUAAUCCUUAAGGUUGGCCAGCAGCACCUGUACGAUAUUGACAUCAUUGGUGAGCCGAAGCCAUCCACUGAAUGGACCGUUGAGGGCAAGAACGCCAAGGUCCUCCUCUCUUUCGAGCAGGAAGUUAACUCAACUGAAGUAAUGAGGGUGGACUCUACCGGCAACAACACCAAGGUGCUCAUCCUCAAGGCACGCAGGGAAAUGACCGGCAAGUACGUGCUCAAGGCCAAGAACAAGCACGGCGAGGACUCUGUGCAAAUCGACAUCACUGUCCUUGGACCACCCAGCAGGCCUGAGGGACCCCUGGAAGUGACUGAUGUCAAGGCAAAUGGAUGCAAACUCAAGUGGGACAAACCAGAAGAUGAUGGUGGCCUCCCAGUUGAUCACUAUGAGAUUGAGAAGCUGGACCCCUUGACUGGCCAAUGGAUGCCUUGCGGAGAGUCCAAGACACCUGAGUUUGACGUGACGGGUCUGCAGGAAGGCAAGAAGUACAAGUUCAGGGUGAAGGCUGUCAAUCCUGAAGGAGAGUCUGAACCUCUGGAAGCUGACAAGGCCAUCAUUGCCAAGAAUCCUUAUGACCCGCCUGGUAAGCCCGGGAAGCCCAAGGCCACCAACUGGGACAAGGACUUUGUGGACCUUGAGUGGGCCAAGCCAAAGGACGACGGUGGUGCAGAGAUCACUCAGUACGUCGUUGAGAAGCGUGACGUGAGUGGUCGUGGCUGGUCCCCAUGUGGUUCCUGCCCUGGCAACAAGACCUCUCUGAAGAUCACUGAUGUCGAGCCAGGCAAAGAGUACCAGUUCCGUGUUGUUGCCAAGAAUAAGGCUGGGCCCUCUGACCCAUCAGACCCCUCUGACUCAGUCAUUUGCAAGCCAAGAUUCUUGGCUCCACGCAUUGACCGCAAGAACUUGGGCCGUAAGACUGUGCGCUCCAGCAUGACCUUCAAGAAUGAGAUCAAGGUGGAGGGUGAGCCUGAUCCCAAGGUCACCUGGUCCAUUGAAGGCAAGCCCGUUAAGAAUGAGCGCAUCAACAUCCAGAGUGAAGACCACCUGACCACCUUCCUCCUCCGCAAGGCCAAGCGUGCCGACAGCGGCAUCUACAAGAUCAUCGCCAAGAAUGACUCUGGCACUGACGAGGCAGAGAUGGAGCUGGUUGUCAUUGACAAGCCCAGCAAGCCCAAGGGUCCUCUGAAGGUGUCUGAUGUCACUGCGGAGUCAGUGAAGCUCAAGUGGGAGCCGCCAGAGGAUGACGGUGGUGAGCCUAUUGACCAUUAUGUGGUGGAAAGGAUGGACACUGAGACUGGCCGCUGGGUUCCUGUCACUGAGUCCAAGAGCCCUGAGGCUGAGGUGCCAGGCCUGGUGGAGGGCAAGGACUACAUGUUCCGUGUGAGGGCCGUCAACUCAGAGGGAGAGUCUGAGCCACUGGAGACUGACACCCCAACCAAGGCCAAGAACCCCUAUGAUCCCCCAAGCAAGCCAGGCAAGCCUGAGGUGAAGGACUAUGACAGAACUUGGUGCGAACUGAAGUGGAAGGCUCCUGAUGAGGACGGCGGUGCCCCCAUCACCAGCUACAUCAUUGAGCGCAAGGACAAGUUCUCUGCCAAGUGGGUGAAGCACUGCGACACGAAGAGCAACAAACCAGAGUUCAAGGUGCAGGACCUGACAGAGGGCGAGACCUACCAGUUCCGUGUCAAGGCUGUCAACAAGGCUGGCCAGAGCAAACCAUCUGAGCCUAGUGACAACUUCACUGCCAAGGCCAAGUUCUUGAAGCCUCACAUUGACCGCAGCAACCUGGAAAACAUCACUGUGCGUGCUGGGCAGAUGAUCAAGUUUGAUGCCAAGGUUACUGGUGAGCCAGUACCCAAGAAGACUUGGUUCAUUAACAAGGCCAGGCAGGAAAAGGAUGGUGAGGAGGUUAAGAUUGAUGAGGAGGACCACCGCACCAAGAUUGUCAUCCCAAGCUGCACCAGAGCCCACAAUGGCACCUUUGUUAUCAAGGCAGAGAACUCUGCUGGCAAGGAUGAGGUUGCCAUUGAAGUGACAGUGCUUGACAAGCCUGGGAAGCCUGAGGGUCCCCUGAAGGUGUCUGAUGUGCACAAGGAAGGCUGCACACUCAAGUGGAAGGAGCCCCUGGAUGAUGGCGGUGCUCCUGUGGAACAGUACAUCGUGGAGAAGCUGGACACAGAGACUGGCCGCUGGGUGCCUGUUGGCAGGUGCCGUGAGCCCUGCAUGGAGGUUGAGAACUUGGAGCCCAACCAUGAGUACAAGUUCCGUGUCUCUGCCAUCAACAGUGAGGGUGAGUCUGAGCCCCUUGAGGGCCUGGACACCAUUGUGGCUAAGAAUCCCUUCGAUCCACCUGAUCCACCUGGCAAGCCUGAGGCCACUGACUGGGACAAGGACUUUGUGGAGCUCAAGUGGCCCAAGCCCGCCAAAGACAAUGGUGCCCCCAUCACUGGCUACAUUGUUGAGAAGCGCGACGAGGCCACCGGCCGCUGGGUGAAGGCUGCCGAGGUCAAGGGUGACAAUCCCAAGGCCCGCGUGGAGGACCUGGAUGAAGGCGAGACCUAUGAGUUCAGGGUGAGGGCUGUCAACGAAGCUGGUCCUUCAGAUCCCUCUGAGGCCAGCAAACCCAUCACCUGCAAGCCCAGGAAGUUGAAGCCAAGGAUUGAUCGCCGCAACCUGAGGGACAUCACAGUAAGGGAGGGAGAGCCAAUCCUCUUGGACGUCAAGGUGAUUGGUGAACCACCACCAGAUGUGGAGUGGUACCAUGGCAACAAGGUCGUGCAGGAGACCAGGAAUGUGCGUGUGGAGAAUGUUCCCUACAACACCAAGUACAUCAAUGAUGAACCUCUGCGUAAGCACACCGGAGUGUACAAGAUUGUGGCCACCAACCAGUACGGCAAAGACGAGGCUGAAGUCAACAUCACUGUCAUCUCCAAGCCCAGCAAGCCUGAAGGACCCCUGGAGGUAAAGGACAUCCACAAGGAAGGCUGCAAACUGAAGUGGAAGCCUCCUAAGGAUGACGGUGGCCUACCUGUGGAAGGAUAUGUGGUGGAGAAGUUUGAUCCUGACAUGGGUCUGUGGCUGCCAGUAGGCAAGACCUCCACCCCUGACAUGGAGGUGACAGACCUGACGCCAGGCCACGAGUAUGAGUUCCGUGUGAAGGCUGUCAACAAGGAAGGCGAGUCAGAGCCACUAGUCACUCUGGCCCCCAUUGUUGCCAAGGAUCCCUUCGGUGUACCAGGCCGCCCUGGCACCCCAGAGCCUACUGACUGGGAUGCCAACCGCAUUGACCUCAAGUGGCCCAUGCCUGUGGAUGAUGGCGGUGCUGCCAUCUCCCACUACAUCAUUGAGAAGCGUGAUAAGUACACGAACCUUUGGGAGAAGGCUGUGGAGACUGACACUCCUGAAUGCAAGGGCACUGUACCAAACCUGAUUGAGGGAAUGGAAUACCAGUUCCGCAUCAUUGCUGUCAACCGCGCAGGUCCUGGCGACCCAUCAGACCCAUGCCGACCCAUUGUUGCCAAGCCUCGAUUCUUGGCACCCAAGAUUGACCGCAAGAACCUGCGUGAUGUAACCAUCUCUGCUGGCUCCAUGCUGAAGUAUGACUGUGACAUCAGUGGAGAACCACCUCCAACUUCAUCCUGGACCUUUGAGGGCCAGAAGCUGGAUUCCAACAGGCAUAUCAACAUCACCACUUCUGAGUACAACUCCAAGCUGGUGAUCCGUGACACUGUGCGUGGUGACACCGGUGAAUACGUCAUCACUGCCACCAACAGCUCUGGCAAGGACAGGGUGACAGUGCGUGUAACUGUCACAGACAAGCCUGACAAGCCCGAAGGCCCUGUCAAGGUGUCUGAUGUCCAUGGCAAUGGCUGCAAGUUGAAGUGGAAGCGCCCCAAGGAUGAUGGCGGUACCCCCAUUGAGUACUACCAGGUGGAGAAGCUGGACCCCAACACCGGCCUUUGGGUCCCUGUUGCCCGCACCAAUGGCCCUGAGCCGGGCGUGGAGCUCAACAACCUCUCGCCUGGAACAGAGUACGAGUUCCGUGUGAAGGCUGUCAAUGCUGAGGGAGAGUCUGCUCCCCUGUAUGCUGACGAGCCUGUGCUGGCCAAGGAUCCUUAUGAGGAGCCUAGCAAGCCUGAGAAUCUGCAGGUGGCUGACUACAAUGAGAACAAGGUGGAUCUCAAGUGGGACAAGCCCAAGACGGACGGCGGUGCUCCCAUUGAGAAGUACAUCAUUGAGAAGAAGGACAAGUACGGUGGAUGGGACAAGGCAUGUGAGGUGCCAGCCAAUCAGACCAGCUGCUCUGUGCCAGAUCUCAUUGAGGGUGAAACCUAUGAGUUCCGCGUGAGGGCAGUCAACCCUGCCGGCCCUAGCCUGCCAUCCAAUGUCACAGAGCCAGUCACUGUCAAGGCCAAGAACCAGGCACCCAAGAUUGACCGCACUAACCUGCAGCCAGUGCGCAUCAAGGCUGGCCAGAGCUUCAACUUUGAUGUGAAUGUUACUGGUGAGCCUGCCCCAGAGAAGAAGUGGUUCCUCAAGAAGAAGGAAAUCAAGUCUGCCUCAGUGACCAGCAUCCGCUUCAGCGAUUACAACACCAAGCUGCGUGUGACAGGCGCCUCGAGGGCUGAGAGUGGCACCUACACCCUCACGGCUGAGAACGACAGUGGCAAAGACUCCGCUGAUGUGGAAGUCAUUGUUCUUGAUCGCCCAACGGCUCCCAAUGGCCCUCUGAAGGUGUCUGAAGUGUACGCCGAAGGCUGCAAGCUGGACUGGAACCCACCUGCUGAUGAUGGUGGCUGCCCCAUUGACCACUAUGCCAUUGAGCAGCUGGACGAGGCCACCGGACGCUGGGUGCCUGCAGGAGAGACAGAUGGAAAGGAGACCACCUUCAACGUAGAAGGUCUCACGCCGGGACACAAGUACAAGUUCCGUGUGAAGGCUGUGAACCGCCUCGGGCAGUCUGACCCACUCACUGCCCAGCAGGCCAUUGAGGCAAAGAACCCAUAUGAUCCACCUGGCGUGCCUAAGGAUGUCCAGAUUGCUGAUUUCGAUGCUGACUUUGUGGACCUGGCCUGGAAGAAACCUGAGGGAGAUGGUGGUUCCCCCAUUACUGGUUACAUCAUUGAGAAGAGAGACAGAUACAGCCCGUUAUGGGACAAGUGUGCCACCGUGGAUGGUGACCAGUGCAGUGCCCACAUUCCUGACCUCAUGGAAGGAAACGUGUAUGAGUUCCGUGUGGUGGCCGUCAACAAGGCAGGUCCCGGUGAACCCUCAGAACCAACCAAGCCACAUGUUGCCCGGCCCAAGAACCUUCCUCCUCGCAUUGACCGUAAUGCCAUGAUGGACGUGAAGAUCAAGGCCGGAGAGAACCUGAACCUGCCAGUACCAGUGGUUGGUGAGCCUCCUGCCACCAAGCAGUGGCGUGUCAAGGACAUGGACCUCUACCCCUCAGCCAACCUCUCCAUCAUCAACGAGGACUACUGCACCACCAUCAAGAUCACAGACUGCAAGCGAGGUGACAGUGGUGCCUACACCCUCAAUGCUCGCAACAAAAAUGGUGAGGACACCUGCACUGUCAACAUUACUGUCCUGGAUGCUCCCGGUGCUCCCGAAGGUCCACUCAAGUACUCUGAUGUCAACCACAGUGGUUGCACUGUCAGCUGGAAGCCACCCAAGGAUGACGGUGGUUCUGACAUCACAGGCUACGUAGUGGAGAAGAUGGACAUGGACACUUACCGCUGGGUGCCAGUUGGUGAGGUCAAGGGCACCAGCCUGCACGUUGAUAAUCUCAUUGAGGGACAUGACUACAAGUUCCGUGUGUCGGCCCUCAACCGUCAGGGCCAGGGACCAGCACUCACUGGAACUGACACCAUCACAGCCAAGGAUCCCUUCAGCAAGCCCACCAAGCCAGGCUCACCCGAAGUCAUGGAUUGGGACAAGGACCGUGUUGAUCUGCAAUGGACUGAGCCACGUUCAGAUGGUGGUGCUCCCAUCACCAGCUACAUCAUCGAGAAGAAGAAACGCUUUGGUCCGUGGGAGAAGGCAGUGGAGAUCCCAGCCAAGCAUGGCCCCAAGGCUUCUGUGCCAGACCUAGAGGAGGGUGAGGAAUACCAGUUCCGUAUCGUUGCUGUCAACAAGGCUGGAAACUCUGAGCCCUCAGAGGCCUCACAACCAGUGGUGUGCAAGGCACGCUUUGAGAAGCCUUCCUUCGAUGGCAAGGCACUGGAGGACCAGAUCAUCAAGGUUAACACUCGCCUCAACUACACUGUGCCCAUCCGUGGUGCCCCCAAGCCUAAGGUCUCCUGGACUGUAAAUGAAGAGCCUCUGCUUGAGUCCAAGCGCGUUGACCUGCAGACCUAUGGCAAACAGACCAUCCUGGACAUUCCCUUCGCCCAGCGCUCUGACAGCGGCCGCUACACUAUCACGCUGGAGAAUGAACUGGGUAAGGUAUCCGCCUCAGCCAAGGUGACUGUGCUGGACCGACCUGCACCUCCUGGAGGUCCUCUCAUUGUGAGCGAUGUCACCCGUGAGAGCUGCAAGCUGGGCUACAAGACCCCUGCUGAUGAUGGUGGCUCCCCCAUCCUCCACUACCUGGUGGAGAAGAUGGACAUGUCCCGUGGCACCUGGACAGAGGUGGCUGAGGUGGCCGGUCUGACAGCUGAUGUGUACAACUUGAUCCACAUGAAGGAAUACCACUUCAGGGUCAAGGCUGUCAAUGCCAUUGGAGAGUCUGAACCACUCACCACUGACAAGAGCGUCAUUGCCAAGAAUGCCAAAGAUGAGCCCAGCCCUCCUGGCCGUCCCAAGGUGGUAGACUGGGACAAGGACCAUGUGGACCUGGAAUGGACCCCACCCCCCAGCGAUGGUGGUGCUCCCAUCUCUGGCUACAUCAUCCAGAAGAAGGAACGUGGCUCACCCUAUUGGCAGAAUGCUGUGAAGCUGACUGGUCCAGAGACUAAGGGCACAGUCCCCAACCUGACAGAGGGACAGGAGUAUGAGUUCCGUGUUGUCGCCGUCAACAAUGUCGGCAACUCUGAGCCUUCCGAGCCUUCAGAUGCUGUGGUGUGCCGCCCACGACACUUGAAGCCCAAGAUCCUGGGGCCGCUGCACGACAUCCGCAUCAAGGCCGGCCAGGUGCUGCACGUGGAUGUGGACUACAUUGGCGAGCCACAGCCCAGCGUGUUCUGGUACAACGACGACAAGGAGCUGCUGGCUGAUGUGCGCACCACCAUCACUGCCAUCAACAACCACAGUGUCUUCCAUGCCGUCAACACCACCCGAGGAGACUCUGGCCAGUACAAGAUCCGUCUGAAGAAUGACAGCGGUGAGGAUCAAGGAACCUUCAAUGUCAUCGUGCUGGACACCCCAGGAUCCCCUGAAGGACCCCUCAACUAUGAUGAAAUCCAAGCCAACAGCGUGGACAUCUCCUGGAACCCACCAAAGGACGAUGGUGGCAGCCCCAUCACCGGUUAUGUCAUUGAGAAGAGGGACAUCACCCACGGUGGAGGCUGGGUGCCUGCUGUUAACUGGGUGGAUCCUAAGGACACUCAUGCCACAGUGCCUCGCCUCCUGGAGGGCACUCAGUAUGAGUUCCGAGUGAGGGCUGAGAACAUGCAGGGCACUGGUGAACCCUUGGUGUCAGACAAGCCUGUCACUGCCAAGGCUUCUGCUGAUGUUCCUGGCCAGCCUGGCAAACCCACCUGCACAGAUUCUGACAAGGACUUCAUCAAGAUCCACUGGUCUGCACCACGCUCCACUGGUGGCUCCCCCAUCACUGGCUACGAUGUGGAGCGCUGUGGCAUCCAUUCUGGACGCUGGAAGAAGGUCAACCGUGCUCCAGUCAAGGGAACAGACUUUGUUGAUGACACAGUGUCUGAGGGCGAGCAGUACCAGUACCGUGUUGUGGCCAACAACAAGAUGGGUCCUUCCAACCCUUCAGAUCCUUCACAGCCCAUUGCUGCCAAGCCCAUGAAGGAUGCCCCCAAGCUGUACCUGGAUGGUCUGCUGGGCAAGAAGCUCAAGGUGCGUGCUGGAGAACCAAUCGACAUCAAGAUCCCAAUGUCUGGUGCACCCCAGCCCGCAUGCGAGUGGUCCAAGGGGAAGACAAAGAUCGAACCCAGCAAGAGGACCUCACUGGAGACGACCCCCGACCACUGCCGCCUCUUCGUGGACAAGGCACGUAGGGAUGACUCUGGCAACUACACCAUCACUGCAGAGAAUCCCUAUGGCAAGGACUCUGCCAGUAUUGAGGUCAUUGUGGUGGACAAACCUGGACCACCCCAAGGACCACUGGAAGCCACUGAGGUUACUGCCCAUACCAUCUCCCUGUCCUGGAAGCCGCCUUUGGAUAAUGGUGGAGCAGAGGUCACCGGUUACGUGGUGGAGAAGACUGAGGCUAACUAUGACAUGUGGAAGGUCGUGCCUGGCUACUGCCCCAAGACCAACUUCACCGUCAAGGGUCUUGAAGAAGGAAAGAGGUAUCGUUUCCGUGUCCGUGCUGAGAACAUGUACGGCGUGUCAGAGCCUCUUGAGGGUGUCCCAGUGGAGGCCAAGAAUCCCUUCGACCCACCAGACUCCCCAGAGAAGCCUGAGAUUGAGGGUUACAGCCCAACCUCCUGCCAGCUCGUCUGGAAGCCACCAGAGAACAAUGGUGGCCGCCCAGUCACUGGCUACAUCAUCGAGAAGAGGGACAGAGGCGGCGACUGGAUAAGGGUGAACCACUACCCAACCCCCAACACCCAAUACAAUGUGACGGGCCUGAGCGAGGGCAACCGCUACGAGUUCCGUGUUGUGGCAGUGAACGAGGCAGGACCUGGCAAGCCUAGCAGGCCAUCUGAUGCCAUCGUGGCCAAGGUUCCCAAGUACCUGCCCACUGCACCCGAGGCUCCACGCCCAGAUCGCAUUGGCCGCAACUGCGUGACUCUGUCAUGGCGUCCACCAGCUCAGGAUGGUGGUGCCAGGAUCAAGGGCUACCUGGUGGAGUACCGCCAGAAGGACGAGGACGAAUGGACCCCCGCCAACAGCCUGCCUCACCCAGACCCAACCUACACUGUGCUCGGCCUGAACGAGCAGGAUGAGUACUACUUCAGGGUGAUUGCUGUCAAUGAGGUGGGUCAGUCUCCUCCCUCAAGGCCAUCUCCUCUCAUCAAGAUUGAGGAACAGGCCAACAAGCCACGCAUUGACCUGAGUGGCAUCCGCGACAUCACAGUGAAGGCCGGAGAGGACUUCUCCAUCCAUGUGCCAUACACUGCAUUCCCCAAGCCAACCUCCACCUGGUACCACGACGAUGAGGACAUCAAGAUCGACCAGGACCCACGCAUGCACGAACAGCUCACCGACGAUUUCUGUGCCAUGAUUGUCACCAAUGCCAAGCGCAGCGACACCGGUCCAUACAAGCUGCGGCUCCAGAACCCAUCCGGCUUUGACACCGUGUCUGUCAAUGUGAAGGUGCUGGACCGCCCUGCACCACCAGAGAACCUCCGUGCCGACGAGUUCAACGGCGAUGCUCUUACUCUGUUCUGGAAUCCUCCCAAGGACAAUGGCGGUGGAGAAAUCACCAAUUAUGUGGUGGAGAAGCGCGAGCCUAAGGGCGCCUGGGUGAAGGUGAGCAGCUACGCCACCGCUCCCUUCUUGCGCAUCCGCAACCUGACCGUCAACAAGGAGUAUGAGUUCCGUGUGAUGGCAGAGAACAUGUAUGGCCAGUCAGACCCAUGCACUUCCCCAACACCCAUCAGAGCCAGACAUCCCUUCGAUCCUCCCGGUGCCCCUGGAGCUCCACGUGGUCUGGAAUCCACCGAGGACUCCAUCACCAUCCAAUGGACAAAGCCACGACACGAUGGCGGCGCUUACAUCCAGGGCUACAUUGUGGAGAAGAGGAUAGUGGGCGACCUGGCCUGGAGCAGAGCCUCUCAUGCCAUGGUGAAGGACACAACCUACCGUGUCAUCAACCUCACAGAGCACCAGGAAUAUGAGUUCCGUGUUGCUGCUGUCAAUGCCGCUGGCCAGGGUCCAUGGAGUGACCCAAGUGAGAACAUCAAGUGCAUCAGCUUCCGCGCGCCCAAGAUCACUUCCGACCUGAGCAUCCGUGACAUGACAGUGAUUGCUGGUGAGGAGUUCACCAUCACCGUGCCUUUCAUUGCCUCACCACUGCCUAAGGCACAAUGGUGGAUUGGACCUAAUGAGGUGAUUCCUGACCAACGCAUCCAGUUCCAGAUGGAACCAUCAGGCACUGCCCACAUCUUUGUCAACAAGAAUGCCAAGCGCAGCGACAUUGGCAAGUACACUGUCAAGCUCACCAACUCAGAGGGUGCUGACUCUGCUUCCUGCAAGGUCAACGUGGUGGACCGGCCAUCACCCCCACAGGGACCACUGGAGGUGUCAGACAUCACCCCAGAGAGCUGCUCCUUGGCUUGGCGUCCUCCUCUCGACGACGGUGGUUCUCCAAUCACCAAUUACCAGGUGGAGAGGCUAGAGCCACUGACAGGCAUGUGGAACAGAGUCUCGGCCUUCGUGCGCUCCUGCCACUACGACGUCAUCGGCCUCGAGCCCAACAAGUCAUACCGCUUCCGCGUCAGGGCUGAGAACCAGUACGGUGUGUCAGACCCACUGGAGACCCAAGAUGCCAUUGUUGCAAAGUUCCCAUUCACUGUGCCAGAACCUCCUGGUCGCCCCAACAUCCUGGACCACGACAUCAAUUCUGUCAUGCUCAACUGGGACCGCCCAUCUUCCGAUGGCGGCUCAAGGAUCCAGGGCUACAAGGUGGAGUAUCGCGACUUGACCGACGCCAACUGGACCUCCGCCAACGACUUCCUGGUGAAGGAGACGACAUACACCGUCCACUCACUCCUUGUCAACCACGACUACGAGUUCCGUGUCAAGGCUAAGAAUGCUGCAGGCUUCAGUAAGUACUCACCACCUAGCAAGACUGUUAAGAUGAAGGGCAAGUAUAAUGUGCCAGCACCACCAGGCACUCCUGUUGUCUCCAAGAUUGGCAGGAACUAUGUGGACCUGACAUGGACUCCACCAGAGAGUGAUGGAGGCUCCCGUGUCACUGGCUACUUGAUAGAGAGGCGAGAGAAUGGUGGCAACUGGAUAAAGUGCAAUGACUACAAUGUCAUUGACACCCACUACACUGUCCUCAACCUGCCAGAAGGCAGUGAUGUAGAAUUCCGUGUAUAUGCCAUCAAUGCUGCUGGCAAAUCUGAACCUUCCCAGACUGCCCAGCCAGUCAAGAUCCGCGAGGCUGCUCCCGGCGAGAAGCCAUUCUUUGUCAAGAAUCUGCAAAACACUGCUGUGGCCUUGCACAAGUCCAUCACCUUGGAGUGCCAGGCUGAAGGCAAGCCAAUGCCCACAGCCCGCUGGCUCAGGAAUGGCCGUGAGGUGACCCUUGGUGGACGCAUCAAGGCAGAGGAGAAGAAUGGUAAGUUCUCACUGACCAUCACUGAUAUGUGGGAGGUGGAUGAGGGUGACUAUGCCUGUGUGGCAGCCAAUGACGCUGGCCAGGCCACCUCCGUUGCCCAUGUCAGGAUUGGCAAUCCUCCACGCAUCACACAGAUGCCAGAAUGCCUGUACCUGCCUGAGGGAGACAACACCAAGAUCAAGAUCUACUUCACUGGUGACCUGCCUCUGGAUGUGACCCUUGCACAGAAUGGUGAGCCAAUCUUGGAGUCACCACAUCUCAAGUUCACUGUGUUUGAUGAAUUCAUCAUUAUCUUCAUCAAGGAGAUCAACAAGCAUGAUGCUGGCCAGUACACUCUCACUGUCAAGAAUGACUCAGGUUCUGUGUCUGGCAGCUUCACUGUGUACAUCACUGGUGUGCCCGGAGCCCCGACUGCACCACUUGACAUCACAGACAUCAGCCGCCACAUGUGCACCCUCAACUGGCGGCCACCUUCCUAUGAUGGUGGCAUGCCCAUCACUCACUACAUUGUUGAGCGUAAGGACGUUACAUACCCCAACUGGAUUACCAUCAACUCCUUCUGCAAGGACUGCAGCUUCACUGUGCAGGGUCUCACAGAGGGACAGGAAUAUCUCUUCCGUGUCAUGGCUGUUAAUGACAAUGGCAUGGGCCCGCCUCUGACUGGUGCCAACCCCAUCAAGGCCAAGGCUCCUUACGACCCACCAUCUCCACCUGGUGUUCCCAAGGUCACAGAAGUGGGAGGCGACUUCGUGCACCUGGAAUGGGACCGGCCUGAGAAGGAUGGAGGCUCCCGCAUCAAGGGCUACUGGAUAGAGAAGCGAGAGGUUGGAUCCAACAUCUGGACAAUGGUGAACCAGUACAUCUGCCUCCCAACACAGAUCAGUGUUCCCAACCUGAUUGAGGACCGUCAGUACGAGUUCCGUGUGUGUGCUGAGAACGACGCCGGCAUGUCACAGCCAUCCACCAACUCCACCUCUGUCAGGAUCAAGGACCCCAACGCUGCCACACCACCAGAGAUCCUUACACCACUGCGCAACGUGAUGGCCAUCCAGCACAGGAGUGCCCACCUUACCUGCCAGAUCACUGGCAAGCCCAAGCCCAACAUUUCUUGGUUCAAGGGCAUGCGCGAACUCUGCAACAGUGCCAAAUAUUCCAUGACUCGCGAUGGAGACACCUACACCCUGACAGUGCACGACGUGUACGGAGAGGAUGAAGAUGAGUACAUGUGCCGUGCCCAGAAUCCCGGCGGCAUCAGGAGCACCAAGGCUGAGAUCUCCAUCAAGUUGGCUCCCAAGAUCAACGUUCCUCCAAGGUUCCGCGACACUGCCUUCUUCGACAAGGGUGAGAAUGCAGUCAUCAAGAUUCCCUUCAUUGGCAACCCCAGGCCCAAGAUUACCUGGACCAUGGAGGGUGAGACCAUUGAGUCUGGCAGCCACUAUGCAGUUGAAACUCAGCAGCGACACGCCAUCCUCACCAUCAGGGACGUCACUAACCUGGACACUGGCAACUACAGACUCACUGCAGAGAAUGAAUUGGGCUCAGACUCUGCCAUCAUCAAAAUCCAGAUCUCAGACCGGCCAGACCCACCACGCAUGCCCAAGGUGGAGAGCGUCAUGGGCAAGGAGUGUGUGCUCAGCUGGCAGGUGCCUGCUUGGGAUGGCGGCGCCAACAUUAACAACUACAUCAUUGAAAAGCGCGAACUGCCCAUGGAGUCAUGGAUCAAGUGUGCCAACACUCGCCUCACCACCGCACAGAUCAAGGGCUUGAGUCCAGGACACAAGUACCAGUUCCGUAUCUAUGCCGAGAAUGUGUAUGGGCGUUCAGACCCAUCACAGGUAACCAGCAUCGUGGAGACACCAGCACCACUCACCAAGAAGCACAAGAAGAAGGAGUACGAGGUGGAUGAGACCGGUAAGAAGAUCCGAGGCAGGAAGGAAUCUGUUGAUGACUACGACAGGUUUGUAUUUGACGUGUACUCCAAGUACGUGCCACAGCCUGUGGACAUCAAGCAUGACUCUGUGUAUGAAUACUACGACAUCCUGGAGGAGAUCGGCACUGGCGCCUUUGGAGUGGUGCAUCGCUGCCGUGAACGCAAGACUGGCAACAUCUUCGCUGCCAAGUUCAUCCCUGUGGCCUCCGCCAUGGAGAAGGAGCUGAUCCGUAAGGAGAUUGACAUCAUGAACCACCUGCACCAUCCUAAGCUGAUCAACCUCCAUGACGCCUUUGAGGACGAUGAUGAAAUGGUCCUCAUCUUUGAAUUCCUGUCUGGUGGAGAACUGUUUGAGAGGAUCACUGCUGAGGGCUACACCAUGUCUGAGGCCGAGGUGAUCAACUACAUGCGACAGAUCUGUGAAGGCGUGAAGCACAUGCAUGAAAAGAACAUUAUCCACUUGGACGUGAAGCCUGAGAACAUCAUGUGUCAGACCAAGAACUCAACCAAUGUGAAGCUGAUCGACUUCGGACUGGCCACCAAGCUGGACCCCAACGAAGUGGUCAAGAUUUCCACCGGCACCGCAGAGUUUGCAGCACCAGAGAUUGUGGAGAGAGAGCCUGUUGGCUUCUACACAGAUAUGUGGGCCGUGGGUGUGCUUGCUUAUGUCCUCCUCAGUGGCCUUUCACCCUUCGCUGGAGACAAUGACAUUGAGACGCUGAAGAACGUGAAGGCUUGUGAUUGGGACUUCGAUGAUGAAGCCUUCAAGAAUGUGUCCAAUGAAGCCAAGGACUUCAUCCGCCGCCUCCUUAUCAAAAAUAAGGAGAAGCGCAUGACCGCCCACGAGUGUCUGAUGCAUUCCUGGCUAAGAGGCGACUACUCCCCGCGUCUGGAGCCGAUUGAUAUGAUGCGAUACAUUCCCAUCCGUGACAAGAUCCGUGCCAAGUACAAGGAGUGGGAGAAGUUCCUGCUUCCCAUCGGUCGCCUGGCUGAGUAUUCCUCACUCAGGAAACUCCAGCGAGAAAAGUACAGAAUACACGACACACACUUCGACCGUCUGCAGUGUGCGCCGAGGUUCGUGAUCAGACCUCAGAAUGCCUUCACAUAUGAGGGACAGAGCGUCAAGUUCAACUGUCGCAUUGUGGCAGUGGCAGCACCAACAGUCUGCUGGUUCCACAACAACAUGGAGCUGCGCCAGUCUGUCAAGUACAUGAAGAGGUACUCUGGAGAGGAUUAUUCAUUCGUCAUCAACCGUGCCAAGUUGGAUGACCGCGGCGAGUACAUCAUCCGUGCUGAGAACCACUAUGGGGCCAGGGAGGAGCCUGUCUUCCUCAAUGUUCAGCCUCUUCCACCAGAGAUCCCUCAGUACAGGCCACAAGAACAGAUUGUGCGUCGUCGCCAGCCUCUCUCCUACAAGUUGUGGCAAGAAGAGAGUGAGAGUGCACCAAGCUUCACCUUCCUCCUUCGUCCUCGUGUCAUCCAGUGCCACCAGACCUGCAAGCUGCUCUGCUGUCUCUCUGGCAAGCCAGUGCCUACUGUCAAGUGGUUCAAGGGCAACCAGGAACUGUCCAAGUUUGAGUAUUCCAUGAAUCAUGCUGACGGUGUGGUUGCCAUGGAGAUCGUGAACUGCAGACCUGAGGACUCUGGAAAGUACAAGUGCGUUGCCACCAACACCCAUGGCCAAGACGAGACCUCUUGUGUGGUGAUUGUUGAAGGCACCGGUGACCGAACGGCAGAACAGACAACUCUGAUGAAAAAUCUGAAAUACACAGACCGAAGGUAUCUUGAGACCACCAUCAAGGAUCUGCCAGCACCUCCCACGCCAGCCAUCAAAGUAGACACUGUCCCAAAAAAGACAACAAAGGCUGCCCCUGCUCCUGCCCCUGCUGCUGCCCCAAGCAAGACUGAAGACACUGGAAAGAGGGCACUGAAGCCUUAUGGCAAGAGGCAAGACUCUACUGGCAGCACUUCCAGGUCUCGCUCAGCAACUAAGGAACUAGAAUUGCCACCUGAUGAUUCCCUCAUGGGUCCUCCUGGGUUCUCUGGAGAGCUUCCACCCAACCUCUCUAUCAAGGACGGAGAAAUGCUGUGCCUGAAGUGCACAGUCAAGGGUGACCCAGAGCCCCAGGUGUCGUGGUUCAAGGACGGCGAGUCCAUCAGCUCCUCAGACAUCAUUGAUCUCAAGUACCGUCAGGGCCUGGCAUCUCUCACCAUCAAUGAAGUUUUCCCAGAGGAUGAAGGCGUAUACUGCUGCAAGGCUACCAAUUCCUUAGGCGCUGCUGAGACUAAGUGUACCCUUAAGAUCAUGCCCAUGGAGCAGCAGAUGAAUGGAAAGGGUGGCAAGGGUGACAAGCUCCCAAGAAUCACUGACCACCUCAAGUCCAGUGAGGUACAAGACGGCACCUCACACACCCUCUCUUGCAAGAUCGGUGGUGCCUCCAAAUUUGAUGUGGUCUGGCUACACAAUGAGAAGGAGAUCAAGCCUUCCAAGGACUUCCAGUAUGUGACGGAAGGCGACAAGUACUUGCUCAAGAUUGCUGAGGUGUUCCCAGAGGAUGCGGGAACUUACACCUGCGAGGCAUUUAACGACAUCGGUGAAACAUUCAGCUCGUGCACACUCACUGUUAUAAUACCGGGAGAAGACAAGAAGCAGCCAGCAUUUAAGAAGUACCCACGCUCCCAGACAGUGGUGGAAGGCAAGGCCGCAAGCUUCCCCGUCAAGUUUGAGAAGGAGCCUCAGAAGGUUUCCUGGCUGAAGGACGGAAAGCCUGUGGAUGAGACCUCUCCUCGCUACAAGUUCAUGCAGGAGGGCAAGAAGGAGUUUGCCUUUGAAAUUCCUAACUGCCUCCCAACAGACGUGGGACAGUAUAUUGUGAAGGCAACAUCCAAAAAGGGUGAAACCACAGCUGCCUUCUCCCUUAAUGUGCACUCUACCGAUGAACUGUGAACCACCUACCCACCCCAUUAAGGCAUUGAUUGGACCACAUGGCCGCCAAUGUCACGUGAAUCUCGUGAGUCACGAGAGCGCGUGACUGACGAACUCCAUGGCCCCUCAGUAAGCCCAGGCUGACUGUGGUGGCCUUCAAGCAAGCAUUUUCACCGCGUUAUAGUACUGUGUGCAUGUUCGCUUUUGUGCUACAUGUAUAUUUCCCGUGAGAUUAUUAUUUAUCAUCACUACUAUAAUUAAAACAGUUAUUAGUGAUAGGAAACCUGUUGGAUGGGGAAACAUGUCCAAGGAGAGAAAGACAACAUUAACACCAUAUCAGAGUUUUGUGCACACUAUGUGACUAGAUGUACGUAUUCAGUUUUCAAUCCCGUUCACACACACGCACACACAUGAAGCACAACCCCAGCACACUACUCGUUUCAGAUCUUUUUGGAACCUCCCCUGCUCCUUUUCAAUCCUACUAGUGAUGUUUUGUCCCCUGUUUACCCCUUGUUUUGUUUUGUUUCGAUUCUCUAACAACAGGGAGAUGGUAACCCGCUCUUGUAUGGGUUGGAAUUGCACCACAACUCAUAUGAUGGUGGAUUGGAUCUCCUUAACCAUCUAAGCCUCUCAUUCUGUCUCAUCGCCUCUUUCUCUCUUUACAAAUUUCCCGCCAUGUUCUCUCGUCGUUGUACGUUCGUCAGCCUGAGCACCAAUCACAUAGGCCCUCACCCUGCUACCCAUGCCACGUUACAUCCCAAGAGCCAAUUAGGAGUUCUGACGUUUGUAACUUAACCAAUGGCUGUGCUCAGAUACAGUGAUGGAUACGCCUCAGUAGCCAACCAGAGGGUGUGGCUGGUGUGGGUAGUGGAGGAAAGGUAGAUCAAGACGCUAACUGUACGAGAAUUGCCAUUGUAACGUGUAUAAGGCUUUUACGCGAGAAAUAUAUGUGAAUUUUAUUA
Molecule: messenger RNA, 29006 nt
Organism: Scylla paramamosain (green mud crab)
Lineage: Eukaryota; Metazoa; Arthropoda; Malacostraca; Decapoda; Portunidae
Gene: bent
Product: twitchin-like
Exons: 110
Coding region: 229-28065 (9278 amino acids)
Biological process (GO): protein phosphorylation
Molecular function (GO): protein binding; ATP binding; protein kinase activity
Source: RefSeq, a predicted model, not a curated record